GUUCUGUACGGUUUUCCCGAGCGCGAGACAUUUUCCACACAUAUAAAAAAACUCAACACACACAAAAAAACGUUCACAACUUCAAACAAUAUACGAACAAUCGCUGUGAUUGUACUGUUCGUGCACGCGCCGAUACGUCGUUGUGGCUCGCAAGCCACCGCCGUCACAUCAGCACACACACACACACAUAUACAUAAUAUACAUUGUUUCCGUGGUCACCACGCUGACAGCAACUGCAAUGACGACACGGCAGCGAAACGAACAGCGACCGGACGACGACGACGACGGCGGCGGCGGUGACGGUGACGAUGACGAUGCGGUUUCGCGGUCGCCGCCGCCGCCGCCACCACCGCCGCCGCCGCCGCCACUGUCACCAGAUCCACCGCCACCACCGCUGCCACCACCGUUACUACAACCACCACCACCGCCACCGCCGCCGCGAUCUCCACCUUCGCCGACUACACCGUCUCCGCCACCGACCGUACGUCCGGCACCCGAAGAUGUGGCCGGCGGAUCGGUCGCAUCCGCAGCUGUGGCCGCCGCUGCAGCCAAGCUACGGCCGGCCGAAUCGCUGAUGUUAAGCCCGUCGCUGUACUACAAACGGCUAUUGGCCGCAAACGUGGCCGCCACUUUCGGCAAAGCCGUCAAAGCGCACCACCAACAGCAGCAGCAGCACCACCAACAGCUGCACCAGCAACAGCUACAACUGCACCCCCAUCACCACGGCGUCGUCGGCGGUCAUCACCACGUGGCCGCGCUGCACAACGCGCACGGCUUGCAUUUGCAGGCGGCCGGUCACCAUCAUCAAAACCAACUCAUGGGUCAUCACCAGCAGCAGCAACAACCGUCCAUCGCGGGCAACAGAUCAGCGGCGGGUGCUUGCACGUCCGGCGACGACGACGAAGAUGACGGUGACGACGACGACGACGACGACGAUGACGACGACGAUUGCGACGACGAAGACGACGACGCGGACAGCGGAGGACACCAUCACAAGAUCGGCGGCGUGGAGAAGGCGGCUUUCCUGUGGCCGUCACCGGAGCAACAGGCACAGCAGCAACAGCAGCAGCAGCAGCAGCAGCAACAACAGCAACAGCAGCAACAACAGCAACAGCAGCAACAACAGCAACAGCAGCAGCAACAGCAGCAGCAGCAACAACAGCAGCAGCAAAAUAACCUUGCCGUGGCCGGUGGUCAGACGUUGGGCCCCGGAGCCGGUAGCCUAAACAACAACAACAACAACAGUAGCAGCAACAACAACAACAGCAGCAGCCACCUGAACGGCAACAAGUGUGGCGUCGGCGGUAUCGGGUCGGCCGUCCACCCGCAACACCUACAGCAGCAAGGUGGCGCGGCCACCGGGGCGGGCGGCACCGGACUGGUGCACUGGAUGUCCAUGAUGGCCGAGCACAUGAACAACGCCGCGGCCACACAUCACCAUCACCAUCACCCACAUCACCAUCAUCACCCUGCCGAUCCGGCCAACGCCAUGCACUACAUGUGGAAUACGCCGGCCGUAGACGUGCAAUGUGGUGGACAUGGCAAAGAAGUGGACUAUAGUUGGACUAGACAGACAGCCAUGAAACAAGGCUAUGAGGCGAAAAUGAACAACAACGAUCAUAUUCAACAACUUUCAAAAGGUGGUAUGGAGGAUGGAUCUGGUAUGUACCAGCAACACGGGGGUGGUACGCCAAGGUCACAUAGUACAGCAAGUACGGCUAGCAGCAUUUCACCCACUGGUAACUCAGCGACGCCCAUGUUAAUCGUACCACAUCCGAUAAAUGCCGCCAAAAUCACCGACGCACAUCACGUGGUUACGCAUCAAAACGGUGGUGGCCGAAAAUAUACUUGCAAAAUGUGCCCAUCGGGUCGCGGUAGGAAGCGGGGCGUGAACAAAGGUAGAGACGGUCUCGGAUGGUCGAGUGUGGACCACGGAAACCCAGAGCAGAUAUUUGCGUCCAAGUCGGAAUUGCAAUUGCACUCGCAGCUGCACGUCAAAGACGUGAAACCGUACAAAUGCCAUCAGUGCAACAAAACAUUCGCCAACAGCUCGUACCUGAGCCAGCAUACGCGCAUCCAUCUGGGCAUCAAACCGUACCGGUGCGACAUCUGCCAGCGGAGGUUCACGCAGCUCAGCCACCUGCAGCAGCACAUUCGCACGCACACCGGCGACAAGCCGUACAAGUGCAGGCAUCCAGGCUGCACCAAGGCGUUCUCGCAGCUCAGCAACCUGCAGUCGCACUCCCGGUGCCACCAGACGGACAAACCGUUCAAGUGCAACUCGUGCUACAAGUGCUUCCAGGACGAGCAGUCGCUGCUCGAGCACAUACCCAAGCACAAGGAGUCCAAACACCUCAAGACGCACAUAUGCCAGUACUGCGGCAAGUCGUACACGCAGGAGACGUACCUGUCCAAGCACAUGCAGAAGCACGCCGAGCGGAUGGACAAGCGGCCGCCGAUCAUCGGCAUACCGCGCGUGGCCCUGGAGAACGGCGCGUACUGGGGCAAGAUGUCACCGGACACGGCCAACAACCUAGUGGAGGCCAUCAAUCAGCAACAGCAACAGCAGGAGUGCAUGCAGGGAGGAGGCGGCGGCGGCGGUUCCAACGGCGGUGGCGGCGUCGCGACUGCCGGCGACUUGAACGCCGGUGGACCGUCCAGCACCGCGGCGUCCGUGGCCGCCGACGACCAGCCGUCCAACAGGCACGGCACCCACCUACCCACAGCACCUUCCGAGUACCUGUCGGACGCGUCGUCCGUGCCCAAGACCAGCACGUCCGCGUUCACGCCCAUCCAGUCGUUCGGACUGCCGACGCACCCGCCGCCGCCGCCACCGUCGCACCACCCGCACCAUCCGCACCACCAGCAGCACCACCAGCAGACCAUGUACAUGCCGUACAACCACUUGUCGUUCCCGAGCGCCAAGCAGCUGGGCGCGCACGGCCACCAACUGUCGCCGAUGGCCGGGCCCAUGGACAUGAAGCCGCCGUCCGUCGGGUCCGUGCCCAACGGGUUCCCCAACCAGCUGAUCUCGCUGCACCACAUACGCAACUACUCGCACCAGCCGAGUCCCUCGUCCAUCAUGUCCGAACACCUGUUGCACGGCAUGAAGGACAAAGUGCAGUAGUAGUGGGUGACGAGCUGCGGGGCACACACAGCGGCGUCGUACGACUGCGUUUUUUAUUACGUUAUUAUAACGUGGCACGCCACCGCGACUCGCGGCUCCGUACCGCGUGUCGUAAUAAUAUCUGUAUUUAUG
Rhopalosiphum maidis (corn leaf aphid) is the source of this 3259-nucleotide messenger RNA. RefSeq names its product zinc finger protein rotund-like. The record is from RefSeq and is a predicted model, not a curated record. Gene Ontology annotation, molecular function: RNA polymerase II cis-regulatory region sequence-specific DNA binding; DNA-binding transcription factor activity, RNA polymerase II-specific. Gene Ontology annotation, cellular component: nucleus. The transcript is spliced from 7 exons. Bases 239 to 3127 code for a protein of 962 amino acids. Gene Ontology annotation, biological process: regulation of transcription by RNA polymerase II; central nervous system development. NCBI's taxonomy places the organism in Eukaryota, Metazoa, Arthropoda, Insecta, Hemiptera, Aphididae.